Messenger RNA from Pteronotus mesoamericanus, 1236 nucleotides. It is a transcript of the gene FOXB2, whose product is annotated as forkhead box B2. Gene Ontology annotation, molecular function: DNA-binding transcription factor activity, RNA polymerase II-specific; RNA polymerase II cis-regulatory region sequence-specific DNA binding. The record is from RefSeq and is a predicted model, not a curated record. Lineage: Eukaryota; Metazoa; Chordata; Mammalia; Chiroptera; Mormoopidae. The transcript has a single exon. Bases 1 to 1236 code for a protein of 411 amino acids. Gene Ontology annotation, biological process: anatomical structure morphogenesis; regulation of transcription by RNA polymerase II; cell differentiation.
AUGCCGCGGCCGGGCAAGAGUUCGUACAGCGACCAAAAGCCGCCCUACUCAUACAUCUCGCUGACCGCCAUGGCCAUCCAGCACUCGGCCGAGAAGAUGCUGCCGCUGAGCGACAUCUACAAGUUCAUCAUGGAGCGCUUCCCCUACUACCGCGAGCACACGCAGCGUUGGCAGAACAGCCUGCGCCACAACCUCUCCUUCAACGAUUGCUUCAUCAAGAUCCCGCGGCGGCCCGACCAGCCCGGCAAGGGCAGCUUCUGGGCGCUGCAUCCGGACUGCGGCGACAUGUUCGAGAAUGGCAGCUUCCUGAGGCGCCGAAAGCGCUUCAAGGUGCUGCGCGCGGACCACACUCACCUGCACGCGGGAAGCGCCAAGGGCUCGCCAGGCGCGGGGCCCGGAGGGCACCUGCACCCUCAUCACCCGCACCCCCCGCACCACCACCACCACCAUCACGCUGCGGCGCACCACCACCACCACCACCCCCCGCCCCAGCCGCCGCCGCCGCCGCCGCACGUGGUGCAUUAUUUCCACCAGCAGCCUCCGCCGCACCUCGCGUCGCAGCCCCCGCAGCCGCCCGCCCAGCAGCCGCAGCAGCAGGCUCACCCCGGCAAGAUUCAGGAGGCGGCGGCCGUGGCGGCGGCGGCGGCCGUGGCGGCGGCGGCCGUGGGCAGCGUGGGGCGCCUGUCGCAGCUCCCGCCCUACGGGCUGGGCCCGGCCGCGUCCACGUCGGGCUUCAAGCACCCGUUCGCCAUCGAGAACAUCAUCGGCCGUGACUACAAGGGCGUGCUGCAGGCCGGCGGGCUGCCCUUGGCCUCGGUCAUGCACCACCUGGGCUAUCCCGUGCCGGGCCAGCUGGGCAAUGUCGUUGGCUCCGUGUGGCCGCACGUCGGGGUCGUGGACUCGGUGGCCGCGGCCGCCGCAGCCGCUGCUGCCGCAGGGGUGCCUGUGGGCCCGGAUUACGGGGCUUUCGGGGUGCCGGUCAAGGCCCUGUGCCACUCUGCGAGCCAGGGCCUGCCUGCGGUGCCGGUGCCCAUCAAGCCGACUCCGGCGCUGCCGCCGGUAGCUGCGCUGCCGCCAGCGCUCCCGGUACCCGCGGCCGCACAGCAGCCGCCCGCCCCGUCCGCCGUGUGCCCGGCGGCCUCCGCCUCGCCCGUAGCCUCCCUCCGGGAGCCCCCCGCCGCGAGCGCAGCCGAGAGCAAGGGGGGCUCCCUGCACUCGGUGCUAGUGCACUCCUAA